AUGAAUACUUUUCAUAUUAGAAAGAAAAAUGAAAAUAUUGAUAGAAAUUUAUUAAAUUUAAUUCCAAAUAAUUUUGGUGAUGUAAUGUUAUUAAGAGAAACCAGUACAUUAUUACCAAAUGAAUUUAGUGGUUUAGAAAGGAUUUGUUUAACUGCUAAUGGUAAUUUGCAAAGGAUUUUAAGUUCAUGGUUUAACAAAUCUGUAAAAGUACAAAUUAUAAAAAAUGAUAAUGUUCCUAUUCAUCAUCAGAAAUUACCUACAAAUGGUAAUUCAAUUUUACAAAAAUUUGAUCGAGAAGUCAAUCUUAUAUGUGAAAAUAAAAUAAUUUGUAAUGCUGUAAGUGAGGUUUUAAUUUAUAAUAAAGAGAUUGUAGAUUUGGUUAUGAACAAAGGCGUAGGAAUUGGUCAAUUAUUCAGAUUACCCUCCUUUCAAUUGCAUUUGGUUGGAAAAAAUGGGUCUACAUGGUGGAGAGAAUAUACUUUAAAAAUUGUUGAAGUUGAAUGUAAAAUUAAAGAAACUUUUCCAAAUGGAAUGUUUGAAAAUGGAUGGAUUGAAAUUAAGUCAACUAAUUGUAAAAAUGAAAAUGAUAACUUUAGUAAUGUACAAGAGUCAAAUAAUGAUAGCAAAGUAUGGUCAAUUGAUUAA
Molecule: messenger RNA, 645 nt
Organism: Cetraspora pellucida
Lineage: Eukaryota; Fungi; Glomeromycota; Glomeromycetes; Diversisporales; Gigasporaceae
Source: the annotation of a GenBank genome assembly